Nyctereutes procyonoides (raccoon dog) is the source of this 1728-nucleotide messenger RNA. It is a transcript of the gene KCNK4, whose product is annotated as potassium two pore domain channel subfamily K member 4. Gene Ontology annotation, biological process: stabilization of membrane potential; potassium ion transmembrane transport. The coding region runs from base 470 to 1672 and encodes 400 amino acids. The record is from RefSeq and is a predicted model, not a curated record. Gene Ontology annotation, molecular function: potassium ion leak channel activity. The transcript has 8 exons. NCBI's taxonomy places the organism in Eukaryota, Metazoa, Chordata, Mammalia, Carnivora, Canidae. Gene Ontology annotation, cellular component: membrane.
CACCCACUGUCAGAGCUGAAGACCCCGGGCAAGAGGAUUUGGGGGAGAGGGCAGGGUUUAAAGAAGCAAGUGGGAACACAGGAGAGCAGUGCCAAGACCUGCCUGAGCCCUAGUUGUUCAGGCUGUGGGGGAGUGCUGGCACUAGUUCCACGUCGGGAUGGCUACGGAGUGGACCUGGGAGAUGCUGGGAGAUUAGCGUGGCGCCUGACCGGGGAGGUGAGCCGGCAGAUGUCCGGGCCGGGGCCGCGCCGCUGGCCACGCUGGCUGGCCGGCGGGGCAGGACCAGGACUCCGGGCUGAGACUCCAGGCCGGACCCAGCGGCGACCCGCCUUGGGCUCCUCUGCCCCUCACCUGCCGAGACCGGACGGAAUUGGGGGGCUGGGCGGCCGCAGUGACCGCUGCUCCCCAGGAGCCCCCUGCCCGGCCUCCCCAGGCAGGCGGAGGGAUUGGCCGGGCCCCUGGGCGCGCCAUGCGCAGCACCACACUCCUGGCACUGCUGGCGCUGGUCCUACUCUACUUGGUGUCUGGUGCCCUGGUGUUCCAGGCCCUGGAGCAGCCCCACGAGCAGCAGGCCCAGAGGGAGCUGGGGGAGGUCCGAGAAAAGUUCCUGAGGGCCCAUCCAUGUGUGAGCGACCAGGACCUGGGGAGCUUCAUCAAGGAGGUGGCUGAUGCCCUGGGAGGGGGUGCGAACCCUGAUACCAACUCAACCAGUAACAACAACCACUCAGCCUGGGACCUGGGCAGCGCCUUCUUUUUCUCAGGCACCAUCAUCACCACCAUCGGCUACGGCAACGCGGCCCUGCGCACGGAUGCUGGGCGCCUCUUCUGCAUCUUUUAUGCGCUGGUGGGGAUCCCGUUGUUCGGGAUCCUGCUGGCAGGGGUCGGGGACCGGCUGGGCUCCUCUCUGCGCCGUGGCAUCGGUCACAUCGAAGCCAUCUUCCUGAAGUGGCAUGUGCCACCGGAGCUGGUGCGAAUACUAUCCGCGGUGCUCUUCCUGCUCAUCGGCUGCCUGCUCUUUGUUCUCACGCCCACGUUCGUGUUCUGCUACGUGGAGGGCUGGAGCAAGCUGGAGGCCAUCUACUUCGUCGUUGUGACGCUCACCACGGUGGGCUUCGGGGACUAUGUGGCCGGCGCCAGCCCCAACCAGGGCAAUGCAGCCUACCAGCCGCUGGUGUGGUUCUGGAUCCUGCUCGGCCUGGCCUACUUCGCCUCUGUACUCACCACCAUCGGGAACUGGCUGCGAGUAGUGUCCCGCCGCACUCGGGCAGAGAUGGGCGGCCUCACAGCGCAGGCCGCCAGCUGGACCGGCACGGUGACGGCGCGGGUGACCCAGCGAGUCGGGCCCACGGCGCCACCGCCGCUGGAGAAGGAGCGGCCAUUCCUGCCUCCACCGCCGCGUUCGGCGCAGCCCGCCGGCAGGCCCCCGUCCCCGCUCCCCGUGAAGGCCGAGCCGCCCUCGCCGUCCUCCGCGUCCACCCCGCCCACGGCCUCCGCGCUGGAUUACCCCAGCGAGAACCUGGCCUUCAUCGACGAGUCCUCCGACACGCAGAGCGAGCGCGGCUGCGCGCCGCCCCGCGCGCCACGGGGUCGCCGCCGCCCCCCUAACCCUCCCCGGAAGCCCGUGCGGCCGCGGGGCCCGGGGCGCCCGCGGGAGAAAGGCGGACCCGUGUAGGGGCAGGACCCCCGGCCUGGGCCUCUCAAAGGGCCCGGUUCUCGCGCUCUCCCCGG